Molecule: messenger RNA, 192 nt
Organism: Racocetra fulgida
Lineage: Eukaryota; Fungi; Glomeromycota; Glomeromycetes; Diversisporales; Gigasporaceae
Source: the annotation of a GenBank genome assembly
AUAAUCAACCAGAGCCUAAACAAUGUUCGAAAUUGUUUGCUAAGCUCGAAAGAGGAAAAGCAACAUAUUCAACAUAUGCUCCCAGAAAGAGAAUCCAUACCAAGAACGAUUUUGCUUUGAUUUUUGAAACACAUAACCUUGAGAAUAUCUCCACUGCUGAGUUAGUAGAAACCUUAGCAAUUAAAAUGAGAG